Molecule: messenger RNA, 630 nt
Organism: Acanthosepion pharaonis
Lineage: Eukaryota; Metazoa; Mollusca; Cephalopoda; Sepiida; Sepiidae
Source: the annotation of a GenBank genome assembly
AUGCUUGGCAUCACCAAUUUCCAAAGAGUCUCUCCAGCUGAACAACUGCCAGAGAGCUCUCCACAACAACAGGAACAGUUACUAUCUAUUUAUCUUAGUUUGUAUCUAUCUAUCUAUCUAUCUAUCUAUCUAUCUAUCUAUCUAUCUAUCUAUCUAUCUAUCUAUCUAAGUCUGUUCAUAUCUAUGUAUGUAUGUAUCUAUCUAUCUAUCUAUCUAUCUAUCUAUCUAUCUAUCUAUCUCAGUCUGUUCCUAUCUAUCUAUUUCAAUCCAUAUCUUUUGAUCCCAAUGUAUUCAUAUCUAUCUGUCUAUCAUUCUCUCUGUCUAUCAAUCUAUUUAUCUGUUUCAUCUUUUCAUAUCUAUCUAUCUAUCUAUCUAUCUAUCUAUCUAUCUAUCUAUCUAUCUAUCUGUCUCAACUGUUCAUAUCUAUCUAUCUAUCUAUCUAUCUAUCUAUCUAUCUAUCUAUCUAUCUAUCUAUCUAUCUAUCUUCUGGCUUUCCUUUUUUUUUUUUUCAACAUUUCUUUCUAUUUUUUCACUUUUAAUUUUUCUUUCAUUCUAAUGACCUUUCUUUCUCUUUUUCAUUUUUCUUUCUUUCUUCUUCACUUUUUGACAUUUUUCUUUCUUUAUUUCUAA